AUGUCGAAUGAGCACAUGAAUAAAACACUGUCAGAAUCAGACUUAACCCAAGUGAAACCAUCGCCUGAUUUUGUUCUUUCCCGUCAAAAGAGAAGAAGGGAGGCAGACGAGGACUCUGAUAUAUGCAGAUCUAGCUUCAAGGAGGAAGUUAAAGAGCUCAUCACCUCUCUCAUGGCAAAGCAGCAAACAGAAAUAAAUAAUUUAGAACCGGUGUUAAGUGACAUUCAACAAUCAAAUCUCAAGAUAGAGAGCUCCAUUUCUUUCCUCACUUCGCAAAAUGAAGAACUUAAGAAAAAGAUAACUCAGCUGGAAUUACAAACAAGGAAAGACAAGGACUACAUAACCAUUUUAGAAAACAAAAUCGAAGACUUUCAGAUGACCCAAAGAAAGGCAAACUUUGGAAUAAAAAAUGUGCCAAAGGUUCCUGGAGAAACUAAGAGCGACUUAGUUCAGAUGGUCCUUUCAUUGGCUGAAACUGUUGAUUGCAAGGUUGAGAAAAGAGAUAUAUGUGAUAUAUAUAGGGUGAAAAGCAAGAAUGAAGCUAGUAACUCACCGAUAGUUGUUGAAACAACUUCUACACUACUAAAACUAGAUUUUAUGAAGACAUGUAAAACAUUUAAUAUCAAAAAUAAGACAAAAUUAUGCGCCAAACACCUUGGGAUGCGGAAGAAGGAAGACACGCCCAUCUUUCUAUCUGAAAACCUGACACCUAAAGGUUCUAGACUACAUUUCCUUGCCCGUGAUUUGGUGAAGACAAAGAACUACAGGUAUUGCUGGACGGCAUAUGGAAAAAUCUACGUACGAAAGGAUGAUAAUUCACCUAUCGUAUUAAUAUCAUCAGAAGACCAGGUUCAACAUUUGCUGCAGGGAUCCUGA
This is a messenger RNA of Amyelois transitella, 876 nucleotides long. RefSeq lists its product as uncharacterized. Bases 1 to 876 code for a protein of 291 amino acids. The transcript has a single exon. The record is from RefSeq and is a predicted model, not a curated record. Lineage: Eukaryota; Metazoa; Arthropoda; Insecta; Lepidoptera; Pyralidae.